This is a messenger RNA of Pezoporus occidentalis (night parrot), 3498 nucleotides long. RefSeq names its product TBC1 domain family member 25 (gene TBC1D25). Gene Ontology annotation, biological process: activation of GTPase activity; regulation of autophagosome maturation. Gene Ontology annotation, cellular component: autophagosome. The coding region runs from base 15 to 2606 and encodes 863 amino acids. NCBI's taxonomy places the organism in Eukaryota, Metazoa, Chordata, Aves, Psittaciformes, Psittacidae. The record is from RefSeq and is a predicted model, not a curated record. The transcript has 6 exons. Gene Ontology annotation, molecular function: GTPase activator activity.
UCCCCCCCCCCGCAAUGGCGGCUCCGGGGGGCGGGGCCGCGCUGGAGGAGGAGUGCGAGGUGGUCCGCGUGCGCGUCAAGAAGAGCGAGGGCUUGCAGCCGCCCGAGUUUCGCUCCUUCGCCGUGGACCCGCAGAUCACAUCCCUGGACGUGCUGCAGCACAUCCUGGCCCGUGCCUUCGACCUGCAGGGGAAGAAGAGCUUCUCCAUCAGCUUCGCCGCUCGCGACCCGCAGGGCCAGGAGAGCUUCGUGCCGCUGCUGAGCGAUGGGGACCUGGCGGCUGCCUUCGCCUGUGCCCGGCCCGCGCUGCGCCUGCGCCUCGACGUGCGGCCCCCAGCUGAGAGCCCGCUGCUGGAGGACUGGGACAUCAUCAGCCCGCGGGAGGUGGCAGCAGUGGAGCCGCUCCCUGAGCGCCGCUCGCUGCUGGCUGCAGCUCUGCCCUUCACCCAGGCCCUGCUGGCACAGGUUGGCAGAACGCUGGCCCGGGCACAGGCUGCCCUGGCAUGGCCUGAGGGGUCCCCCCCCUCACCCCCACUGCCGCCCCCCCCCUGCACCCCACUGAGCGAUGCCGACCUCCGCACGUACCUGGGCCCUGGCGGGCGGCUGCUGCGGCCCCAUGACCUGCGGCUCCACGUCUACCACGGUGGUGUUGAGCCCGGCCUGCGCAAGGUGGUGUGGCGCUACCUGCUCAAUGUCUUCCCGCCGGGGCUCUCAGGGCAGGAGCGCUUGGCUCACCUGCGCCGCAAGGCGGGUGAGUACGCGGCACUGAAGGAGGUGCUGGCGGCACGGGCGGCCCCUGGCGAGCUGGCGCUUGUGGCGGCCGCCGUGCGCAAGGACGUGGUGCGCACCGACCGCGGGCACCCCUACUUCGGCGGCCCCGAGGAGGGGCACCCGCACUUGGCUGCGCUGCAGGCGCUGCUCACCACCUUCGCGCUGGGCCACCCGCGCCUCUCCUACUGCCAGGGCAUGUCGGACGUGGCGGCGCCGCUCUUGGCCGUGCUGGAUGAUGAAGCUCAAGCUUUCCUCUGCUUCUGCUCCCUCAUGCGCCGCCUUGGACCCCGCUUCCGGCCCGGUGGCCGGGGCCUGGCCCGUGCCUUUGCCCACCUCCGGCGCCUCCUGCGCCGUGCAGACCCCCCAUUCUGGGCCUUCCUGGCUGCCCGUGGCGCCCACGACCUCCUCUUUUGCUAUCGCUGGCUCCUGCUGGAGCUCAAGCGUGAGUUUGCCUUUGAGGAUGCCCUCAGGGUGCUGGAGAUCACUUGGAGCUCACUGCCACCUGCCCCACCACCCCCCCCCGGUGGGGUUCCCCUCCUUGGGGCUCCCCUGGGCCCACGCCGGGCUUGCCGGGGGCUGCGGGAGCGGCGCGGGCUGAGGCCACGGCCCCCCCGGCGCCUCCGCCGGCAGCAGCAGCAGCGCAUGGGGGCUGCUGUGGAUGGGCAGGAGGGCUCCAGUGAUGGGUCCAAGGUCUCUGUGGGUGGCGCAGAGGCUCCCAAGAGGUUUGGGGAUGAGCAAGACACACCAAGGAGCUCCAGGGGUGUCCCAGAGGGGCUUGGGAGCUCCAGGGUUAUCCAGAGCUGUGGGGAUGAGCAAGAGGGGCUCCAGAGCUCCAACAUCAUCAAGGGUGGUUCUGGGGGCAGCUGCGAGAAGCCUGAGGUCUUUGGGGGUGGCCAAGCUUGUCCUGACCAAAAGGGCUGGGAGAUCUCCCAGGAUGUCCAUGGCAAUAACAAGGGCUCUGGGGAGGUCCCGGGUGAUGCCAAUGCCCCCAGGGGUCUCCAAGAGCAUCCCAAAGCCUCCAGUGAUGGUGGCCAAGAUGCCGGUGGCCUCAGGGACACAGGAGAAGGCCAAGAGCCAGGUGUCUCCAAGCAGACCCAUGGAGCUCACCCUGUCUCCAAGAAGCCACGUGGAGAUCGGGAUGCCCUGGAGAAGUCCGUCCAUGACCACAGUGCUUCCAAGGCGAUCCGUGAAAACCCCUAUGUGCCCAAAGACAUCAGAGGAGACCCUGAGCUCCUCCAUGUGCUUGGUGACACCCUCAAGGAGGUCAGUGGCAACUACUACUGCUCCCUUGGACAGGUUGGUAAAGGUCCCAGUGAGGUUGAUGGGGACCCCAGAGAGGUUGGUGUAGAUCCCAUAGAGGUACAUGAGGACCCCAUAGAGGUACAUGAGGAUCCGAUAGAGUUAUGUGAAGCCCCCAUAGAGGUACAGGAGUACCCCACAGAGUUACAUGAGGCCCCCAGUGCGGGCAGCACCCCUGCUGAGGACCCCUGGGGUGGUGCUUGGCCUUGGGAAGCCUCAAGUUCCUCUUCCUCUUCCUCCUCCUCUUCCUCCUCAGAGGACGAGGUCGGGGUGGAGGACGAUGGGGCCCCACUGCCGCCGCCAGAAGAGCUGGGCCAGGGGAACCCCUUCCUGCUCUUCCUGUGCCUAGCCAUGCUGCUGGAGCAGCGGGAGGUGGUGAUGGCACGUGCCGGGGACUACAACGAGGUGGCCAUGCACUUUGACCGCCUGGUGCGGCGCCACCACCUGCCCCGUGUCCUGCACCGUGCCAAGGGGCUCUUCGCGCGCUACCUGGAGGGCUGGGGGGGCACGCCCCCGGGGGGGCAUGGCACAGGGUAAAUGGAGGGGGAGAGGUAUGGGGGGGGGUGUGUCAAAAGGGGAAUGGGGGGGAAUGGGGGAAUGCCGUGAGUGAUGUGUGGGGGUUGUGGGGUGUCAUGGGGAGCCAUAGGGCAACGUGGGGACCCCCUGGACAGCACAUGGGGACCCAUAGGAUAACGUGGGGGCACCAUGGGGAGCCAUAGGGCAACGUAGGGACCCCCUGGACAGCACAUGGGGACCCAUAGGAUAACGUGGGGGCACCAUGGGGCCCUAGGUCAGUAUGGGGACCCAUAGGGCAAGGGGGGAUCCCAUGGACAGCACAGGGGGACCUGUUGGUCCUCUUUGGGGACUCCCAGACCACUGGAGAUUUCCAGGUCAACACGGGGACCUGUAGGCCCAUAUGCGGGGCCCCAUUGACCCCCUAUAGGGGACCUAUAAGGAACAAAUGGACCCCUUGGAGGCGCCCCAGUAUGGACCAGUAUGAACCACUACAUCCCAGCUGGGAACUCCUGGAUCUGCAUUGCCUUGGGCCAGACCGGUAUGGACCAUCAUGGACCAGGACAGGUCUGGGUUGGACCAGUACAACUCCAUCAACUGGAAUUGCUGGUUCGACAUUGCCUUCAACACUCCCAGUAUGGACCAGUAAGGACCAGCAUGGCAGCCCAGAGGGAGUUCUUCACCCAUGUGGCCUUGUGUCCUCCCACUAUAGAACAGUACGGACCAGUGGGGGGCACUGACUGAGAUCUAAUGCGCAUAUGGCUUCUUCCAGUAUGGACCAAUGCAGCCCAGAUCCUGCCGCCUGCCCUGGGUUCCUUUUACCCCCUCCUUAUUUAUUGCCCCCUCCUCUGGGGGGGUAUUUCAGCAUCUGGGAUCUGUGGGGUGCUGGAGACUUCAAUAAACCUGAUGCCUGUGA